Molecule: messenger RNA, 4716 nt
Organism: Acytostelium subglobosum LB1
Lineage: Eukaryota; Evosea; Eumycetozoa; Acytosteliales; Acytosteliaceae
Exons: 4
Coding region: 1-4716 (1571 amino acids)
Biological process (GO): protein phosphorylation
Molecular function (GO): protein binding; ATP binding; protein kinase activity
Source: RefSeq, a predicted model, not a curated record
AUGUCAGACUCGGGCCCGAGACCAUCAUCAGCUCCAACAGUCAAUCCAUUACACUAUGAUUACAACAACAUGAACAACAACAACAGGAAGAUGAAUCAACAGAUAGAGGCUAACUUUGUUAGCUUCAUACCGAACAAUCGAGAUCAUUACAACGCGAACAACAACAACGGCAACAUGCACACUGUACACACUCCACCUUUGAUAGCACCAACGUUCACUCGACCACAGUCAACAAGCUUGCAGCCAUCACCCUCCAACCAACCAGUUCGAGGGCGUUCAUCCAGCAACGCUUCACCAAUCUCCCCCUCCCUCUCAUCAUCACCAUCAAAGGGCAGCAUCAGCAGCAGCACAAGUGUCAGUGGCAGCGGCAGUGGCGGUUUGGAGAAUACAUCAAGUCGACCUCCAAACCGACCGCCACCACCCGCACCCACAAAGGGUGCCAAGCCUACACAAGGCAGUGCGAUUACCAGCAGCACUACAUCUACGGCUGUCUCCACCACACCUGCUUCAUCUGCGGGCACGCCUACUACGCCCUCAAAGACAUCAAAGACAUCAAAGACACCCACACCAAAGAAGAAUGAUCAGCCGACCAACGGAUCAUGGGUCUCCAACAUAUUCAAGAAGUUGACCUCCUCUAGCGUGGACCUGAGUGAGAUCAAGUGGGACACACGCAAGACUAACGGACAAAUCAUCAAAGUGGAGGAUAAUUUGAACAUAUCCUACAUCAGCCCGCACAGUGGCCAGAUUGGUAUUGCAAGGGCAUCGGUCGGAUUCUCAAACUCAUUCAACUAUUUUGAGAUACUCAUCACAGGCAAGGAGGGCAAGAUAUGCUUUGGACUGUCGAGCGGAGAGCAUCCUCUCGACGUGUUUCCAGGAUUUGCUCAAGGAUCAUAUGGAUACUACUGCGAUGGCAAGGUAUACUUGGGCAAUGCUACACCUACAAACUAUGGACAACCUUUCUCAAGCGGUGACCUUGUGGGCUGUGGAGUGGACAAUAACAAGUCAUUGUACUUUACCAAGAAUGGAGUGUACCUGGGCACAGCCUGCAAGAAGGUCCAUGUGUCUGGUCACCUCCCAACGGUGGGCAUGCAGUCGGCUGGCGAAUCCAUCGUGGGCUACUUUGCACCACCCUUCCGUUACAACCCGACCGAGAAGCAGUCGCCGCCCGUGCAGCCGGCGGCCACCGAGGAUCUGAUACCAAAAGACGAACUGGAGCAGGAGCAAUGGAGCAGCAAUCGAUGCGCGCCCUUCAUUCAGGUGCGCGAGCGCUCAGCUCGCAUCAGCACGCGGUUCUCACACAACAAUGUCAUUGGCAUCGUGCAGAGCACGCACCCCGUCCAUGAAGGCUCGUUCUUCUACUUUGAGGUGACUCUGGAGAACGUCAAGGGCAAGAUGGUGUCGGUGGGUCUGGCCGGCGACGACUACCCCCUGACAGAGAGUCAUGUCGGCUGGAAGGGACGAUCGUACGGCUACCACAGCGACGAUGGCCGCAAGUUCAAAUGGCACAACGACAUCUCCAACACGAACAGGGGAGAGUCGUACGGCCCCAGCUUUGGCCAGGGCGACACCAUUGGUUGUGGCGUCGUCUCGCAUCAGAUGUUCUUCACCAAGAACGGCACGUUCCUGGGCCUGGCAUUCUCGGACGUCUAUGGCCAGCUGUACCCUACAGUCGGCUUCAAUGAGCCUGGCGACUGCAUCACAGCCACGUUCUCAGCGCCCUUCAAGUUCCAGCACCUCGAUCAAAUGGUCGAGAUCCCGACGCCACUCAUUAUAUCAAGCAAUGGCUCAGUUGGCAGCAGCUCAAACAGCAUAUCAAACAGCGUGAGCUUCAGUAGUAUUGUGCACCAGGAUGACGGCCAGCAGACAACGAUCUUCCCGUCCAAGUCCAUGCCCUCGCUCUCGUCACUCGAGCACGUCCCACUACCGCCAAUACGCGCAGCUUCCCCACACUCUUACUCCCUGCCUGGCGCAGGCGCUCCAAUCAGUUCAUUUUCCUCGCUGUCAUCAUACUCAUCGUCCAACGGAUCACUGUCAUCUUCUUCCUCCAACUCAAUCCCGCCGCCCAACUACAGCAGCCUCCAUCCCAACAGCUUCACAAACAGCAAUGCCGCCAACAGACACUGUAUAUCACUGCCUUCGGCAGCCAGCAACACGACUACGCUGGCAUCCUCAAUGUCUUUCGGCUCCACUUCGCCUUCUUCCUCGCCCAAGUCAUCGUCGCCACGCAAGAUACUCAACUCGUCGGACGAGCUCACCUUUGUACAGCAGUUCCAGGAUGUCGACGGACAACCGCCAUCGGCGUGGCGCCGCUAUGGCUCGUCAAUCAGCUGCAAGGACGACACGACUCUCUCGAUGGCCAAGUUCAUCAAGAAGACAGGCGCGGCCAUUGCCAACCGGCCGUUCCCAUCGUCGACGACGACGCUCUGCUACUUUGAGGUGUACAUUGAGGGCUUUUACAAGAAGUCCACCGUCAGCAUCGGCCUUGCGCACGCGCAGUAUCCCCUGGACAAGCAUAUCGGACGCAUGCCCAUGUCGUUUGGCUAUUGUAGCACGGGCGAGAAGUUCGGCUACAACGGCAAGUUGGGCGACCUCUACGGCCCCACAUUCACAUCGGCCAGCAUGGAACCAGUUGUCAUUGGCUGUGGCAUCAACAACACGACUCGCGAGAUCUUCUUCACACGCAACGGAGAGUAUCUGGGCGUGGCCUUCUGGCGAGUUCCGACAGCCAAGCCUCUGUACCCAGCCAUCUCGAUGAAGCAUCUGCUAGGCGGCAUGGCAGUCACAUCAUUCUCAGCACCGUUCAAGUUCAACUUUGACCAGCUGCCAGGCGUGUCACCUUCGUACUGGACGGAGAGCCUCGGCCCGGAUCGAGGCAACAAGGGCUUCCUCUGCUGGACACCCAACGACGUGGCCGUCUGGCUGGACGCUAUUGGCAAGGGCCAGUACCAAAAGGUCUUUUGCGACAACAACAUCAAGGGCCGCCAUCUUCUGCUGUUCACCAUCGAGAAUCUCAAGAGCGAGCUAGGCAUCGAGAUCUUUGCGCAUCGUGCCGACAUUAUCGAGCGCGUCAAUCAUAUGAUCGAGAUAUGGAAGGACCGCGGCGGCACGAUCCAGAUCAGCGACAACACCAGCGAGAGCUCGGACGACGAGCGCCUCAAGAAGCGAUGGCCCGACCAACAGUCGGGCAGCUUCGAGAUUGCCCACUCACAGGGCAUACUUCGUCCGGUCAAAAUCUACUCUCCACACCAGCUGGAAGACCGCACGAGAAGGAGCACGAUCAGUGGCGGAGAGAGUCCGAACAAACAGCGUGGCAAGCAUGGUGGUGUGCGCUCAAGGAACAUCGGCGCCAGCGAGGAUAGUCCGUUUGAAGAGGAGCGCCAGCCCACGUCCAUGACGCUCUCAGUCGAGCAGGUGCGCUACCUGAUGGACAAGAAGGUUGACGAGUUCGAGGUGCAGUCCAGUCGGCCGCAUUUCCACACGUUCACGCCGCAGCACAUUAAUGUACAGUCGAUUAAAACCAGCAACAGCAGCAGCAGGAGCAACAGUCCAACCUUCAACCUACCGCCAAUCGUCCACCAACAACAGCAAAAUCUGCCGCCGUUGAUGCCUACGCACACGUCAUCGCCAAUGUGGGGCGCCCCAGUGGCCCAAUCACAAGAGAUGCCUCCUCCACAGUCAUUCGAGUUGUCGUCAUCGCCCAAGCCCAACUCAAUCAUCAAGUCAUCACAGCCACCUCUAUCACAGUUCAGCUCAAGCUCGAGUCCAUGGGAUGGCAACAGUGUCAGCAGCUCGUUGGGUCUUAGUCCCGAGUAUGAGAUCGACUUUAGUGAGCUAGAGUUUGGUCCAGUGCUAGGCAAAGGAUUCUUUGGCGAGGUGAAACGUGGAUACUGGAGAGAAACAGAUGUAGCCAUCAAGACCAUCUAUCGCGAUCAGUUCAAGACCAAGUCCUCCCUGGAAAUGUUCCAAAACGAGGUGUCAAUUUUAAGUAAGGUGAGACAUCCGAAUGUGGUACAGUUCCUGGGUGCAUGUACGGCAAUCAGCAGCGAGCAAUGUAUUGUGAUUGAGUGGAUGGGCGGUGGCAGCCUGCGAGAGUUCUUGGACAAUCACUUUGAUAUCCUGGAACUGAAUCCCAAGCUUCGACUAAAGAUAGCACUCGACAUUGCCAAGGGCAUGAACUACCUGCACGGCAGGACGCCGCCCAUUUUGCAUCGGGACCUGUCGUCACGCAACAUCCUGCUGGACAACCCGUUGGACACACGCGACUCAUACAAGGUCAGCGACUUCAAGUGCAAGAUCUCGGACUUUGGCCUAUCGCGACUCAAGAUGGAGCAGAGCUCUGCCAUGACAGCAUCAGUUGGCUGCUUCCUCUACAUGGCGCCAGAGGUGUACACUGGCGAGGCCAACAGCGAGAAGAGUGACGUGUACUCAUUCUCGAUGGUGCUUUGGGAGUUGAUCACGGCCAAAGAGUUGCAGCAGAUGGAUAUGAACCCGAUGAAGAUGGCCAAUCUGGCUGCCAACGAGAACUAUCGUCCCGUGCUACCAAUGACCACGAGCACCAAGUGGAAGGAACUGAUCGCCAGCUGCUGGGAUGCCAACCCAGCCAACAGACCCACCUUCCGCCAGAUCAUCAUUCAACUGAAAGAAAUGGAGGAGCAAGGUGAGUCCUCCUACGCACCGAUCCCUGUAUCAAACGUUGACAUUGGCUUCUAUGGAUAG